UAUUUCUGGUAACUUUUUCAUGUGUAUCGCACAAAUUUCCUAUUGGCAUAUCAGUCCAUCUUUAGCUGGUGCAAUUUUUCGUCACACGUUGUAAGUUAACAUCAAUUCGGAAGUUGUAUUGUGAAACAUGUCGAAGCGAACGCAACCUGAUUGGCACCCACCAUCAAUUAAAGACCGACCUAAAUUGAAGCUCUUCAACAGUUUAACAAGGCAAAAGGAGGAUUUUGUGCCGCUGGACGGUAACAAUGUGACUUGGUAUAGCUGCGGUCCUACAGUAUACGAUGCAUCGCAUAUGGGGCAUGCGAGGUCAUACAUUUCUUUUGAUAUUAUGCGGCGCAUACUUUCCGACUAUUUUGGUUAUAAUGUUUUCUAUGUUAUGAACAUUACGGAUAUUGACGAUAAGAUAAUCAAACGUGCUCGGCAAAACCAUCUGUACGAAACAUAUGUUAGCGCAGCCGCAACAACACCACUGGAUAAAUUGUUAGCGGACCAAAAAGAGGUUUUGGAGAAAUUCAAUGUCAUCUGCAGGGAAACAAAUGAUCAUGACAAGAAAAUUAUGUUUGAACGUAUGCUAAUAAAAAUGAAUGAUGCAAUGGAAACCCUUAUUAUGGCAGUCGCUAGUAACGAUCCAGAAAAAAUUGAUGAAGCGCGCUCAAUGUAUUUGGCAGAAGCAAAAGAUCCCAUAGCGGACUGGUUGGAUCGCAAGGACGGCUCAACUGUUAAAGAAAAUGCAAUAUUUGAAACACUGCCACGCUACUGGGAAAACGAAUACCACAUGGAUAUGCAGGCACUUAACAUAUUGCCUCCAGACGUACUUACACGUGUGUCCGAAUAUGUGCCCCAGAUAAUCAAAUUCAUUGAGCGCAUCAUCGAUAAUGGACUUGCUUACAAAGCAAACGGUUCCGUUUACUUUGAUGUAAACGCCUUUGACAAGCGAGACAAACAUCACUAUGCUAAACUUGUGCCUGAAGCCUAUGGUGAUACGAAAUCACUGCAAGAAGGUGAGGGAGAUUUGUCCAUAGCUGAAGAUCGGCUCAUCGAAAAACGCUCACCAAACGAUUUUGCUUUAUGGAAGGCUAGCAAAGCAGGUGAACCGUCUUGGCAAAGUCCUUGGGGUAUGGGGCGUCCUGGAUGGCACAUCGAGUGUUCAGCCAUGGCCUCUGAUAUAUUUGGAUCAAUGUUUGAUAUACACACCGGUGGUGUGGACUUAAAGUUUCCACAUCAUGACAAUGAACUAGCGCAAUCUGAGGCAGCAUUCAACCAAUCCGAAUGGGUAAAAUACUUUCUGCAUACGGGUCACCUAACCAUUGCUGGUUGCAAAAUGUCGAAAUCAUUGAAAAAUUUUGUAACAAUACAAGAAGCAUUGAAGAAGAAUACCCCAUGUCAAUUACGACUUGCAUUUUUGCUGCACUCAUGGAAAGAUACUCUCGAUUACUCCAACAACACAAUGGAGAUGGCAUGUCAGUAUGAGCGAUUCUUGAAUGAAUUCUUUUUAAAUGUGAAAGAUUUAACACGACACAUGCAAAAUGGCUCACCAAGUUCGCAAUUUGGCGUAUGGACAUGUGCAGAGGCUGCGCUGCAAGAGAAACUCAAGUUGGCACGAAAUUCAGUAUAUGAGGCAUUAUGUGAUAACAUUGACACGCGCAGCGCUCUAGAUGCGUUACGGGAGUUGGUUUCCGUUUCAAAUGUCUAUAUACGAGACAAUAAAGAUCAUAUUAACUGCCUUCUCUUACGACGCAUUGCUGCAUAUAUAACGGAUAUCUUGCACAUAUUCGGCACUAUUCAAGGGCCACGUGGCGGUAUAGGCUUUCCAGUGAGUGGCGCUGAUAGUAGUGUGGACAUUGAAGCUACUUUAUUACCUUAUGUAGACGCGGUAGCCGAGUUCCGAAACGAUGUGCGCGAAGAAGCAAAAACUAUUAAGGCAAAUGCUAUUUUACAAUUGUGCGAUAAACUGAGAGAUGAUGUGCUACCAAAUUUGGGUGUACGGCUGGAGGAUAAGGAAAACGGCAAAUAUGCUGUGAAAUUAGUAGAUCGGGAAGUAUUGCUUAAGGAGCGUGAUGCGAAAAAAGCUGCCGAGGCAGAACGUUUAGCUGAAAAGCAACGCAAACAGGAAGCCGCUGCCAAGCUAUUGGCCGCCAAGGAAGCGCAAAAACGUAUAAACCCGCAAGAGAUGUUCCUUAGUGAAAAAAAUAAAUAUUCACAAUUUGAUGAAAACGGCUUGCCAACGCAUGACGCCGAAGGUAAAGAGCUGAGUAAGGGUUUGUUGAAAAAAUUAACUAAGCUGCAACAACAACAAGAAGCGCGAUAUAAAGAAUAUCUAUCUACAACUGCCAAUGGAAAUUAAUUGUAUCUUACUUUGCUUUCUAAAAAUCCGGUUACUCAUAUAUAUGUGUACAUAAAUUAAAUUUUGAAAUUUUUGUAAUAAAACAAAAUCUUGAUUUUA
Messenger RNA from Anastrepha ludens (Mexican fruit fly), 2443 nucleotides. RefSeq names its product cysteine--tRNA ligase, cytoplasmic (gene CysRS). Gene Ontology annotation, cellular component: cytoplasm. NCBI's taxonomy places the organism in Eukaryota, Metazoa, Arthropoda, Insecta, Diptera, Tephritidae. The record is from RefSeq and is a predicted model, not a curated record. Bases 128 to 2344 code for a protein of 738 amino acids. Gene Ontology annotation, molecular function: cysteine-tRNA ligase activity; ATP binding. Gene Ontology annotation, biological process: cysteinyl-tRNA aminoacylation. The transcript has 7 exons.